This is a messenger RNA of Drepanopeziza brunnea f. sp. 'multigermtubi' MB_m1, 7386 nucleotides long. Lineage: Eukaryota; Fungi; Ascomycota; Leotiomycetes; Helotiales; Drepanopezizaceae. The record is from RefSeq and is a predicted model, not a curated record.
AUGGCUCCCAUCACAAGAAACGGCAGUUAUCGACCGAAUGGUUAUACAAAUGUCGAUAUGGCGGGCUUCAACCCUCCUCCAUCGACCAUGGCAGCUCAGCUGAUUAAUGACCUCUCCACCACUGGCAACCAGCCCUCGCGACAAGUAGACGCCGGUAGCCUAGAGAUUCUCAUGAGCCAAGUUGCUAAUGCCGAAACGGAAGCAGCUCAACGCCUAGAAGAAGACCCGGAAUUUGUCGAGGAUCUCGAUAAGAAGCUGGAGCGAAAACACAAACUCAUUUACGUCUUCUCACGUGCCCUCUUGGACAGGAUCGCCAGCGACGACCCAUUUAAGAACGUGACCCAGCUAGUAAAGCAGACCGAAGAAGCUUUGGAUCUUUUCCUGGUCACGCUAAGAGAGAGCCCAGAGGUAUUGGACUACACUUUACCUGCAGGCGAGCAAUUUCUAGGCAGAGGGCAAGAACCGUUGUGGAAAUGGUUGUUCCCACGACUCCUGGCAUUGCUUGGUCGGAAAGGUUGUGAGAGAUUGACGAAGAAGAUAAACAAUAUCUUUCUGCUGUCAUAUCGGGAAUCUGCUCGAAUUCCCAGAAUGUGGGGUCUGAGUUCGACCUUGUUCCGAUAUUUGAAAGAGUGUGUCACAACUACUUUGAGCCACCUCGAAUUACCGAGCAUUCUCUCAAAUCACCAAGAUUUAAAUGUUGCUGUUCUCUUCGAUCUUGACGCCUCGCUCUGUUCUGAUGACACUCCCAGUCACUCGCCUGGCUGUUCUUACAUGAUUCGGCACGCCUCUGAAGGCCUUCUCAAUGUUAGCAGCAUCUUGCUAAUCCUGGUCGAGAUAUCCAAGGCAGCAGCUGUAUCCUACGAUGCAACAGCAGCAUUCCGAGACUACCUGGCUUGGUUGUUAGACUCAUUUAUUCGAACACUCGAGGUUCGCAACAGAUGGAAAGCAAAUCCUGCUUUGCUUGGAGCUUGCACGAAGAUGAACGGCGCAUUCAUUAGCUCUCUCGCGGACCUCUUGUCUUCGCUUCGGGACUUUCUGUGGCCUAUCAGCCUGAGAAAAGGGUACAGUGCGCUUUCAAUUAUCUGCGCCGAAUUCCUUUCCGAAAUCGAUGGACUUUCCGAGGAGCUCUGUGUGAGACCAAUUUCUAGUGUCUUAUUAAACAUUGCGGCUAUGUGUAGACGGUAUGACUCUAUAUGUAGAGUGGUAUCCAUUCAUCUUGUUCCGGCGAUGUCAACUGCUUUGGCCAAUGAAGAUACAUCUACAGCAUGUACACUUCUAUGUCAAGCGUGCGGAGCCUUGUCGGUAGACGAAUUCAGAGACCAUCUUGGUCUUGGCUUUGAAAAUCCUGAUCUACUUCUCGAAUUCCGCAGCCUGGGACUUGAGGAUAACAGUACGCGAGGAAACUCGGAAGACCUGGCCAACGAUGGACCACCUACAAAGCGUCGCAGGAUCAACAACGACAUCAAGCUCUUUGACAAAAUUACGGCGGACCUGUACGAGCUGCUCGGAGCUCAGAGAGCAAUAGAUCUCACUGGACUUAAUCAGGUCGCGGGUGAUUGCUUUGAAGCCCUUUUGGAGACGGAUCGAUGCAAAGCUAUUGAAUUACUUGGUCGCAUGCCGUGCGCGAUUUCAGGGACUUUGACUGUUACUCGUGCUGAUGGCAAAACCUUGGAUGCCAAGUGCUCCAUCUGUGAUGGAUUGAAGCUUCCAUUUUCUAUAGAGCCACCCCACGAUGCAGAGAAGUGCGAUAGACUCGCUGAGGAAGCCACCCUGACUUUUACCAAGCUGAUCACGUCUCCUGCAUUCCUGGCAUCUAAGCGUGUUCGCGUUCUUGCCAUGUUUGCUCUACGGAGGUUCGCUUUACACUUCCAGGAUCCAGAAUUCAUUGACCUUGAAGUAUCUCCGCUGGGUCAAUGGUGUUACUCAUCCCUUAAAAGCUCAACAAGAGAGCUAAGAUUGGCAGCUGGUCGAACACUUCCUUUCUUUUUGCGAGGUGCCUCAACGGCGGAGUCCUUGACAAGGAAAAAUCGGACUGCCGUAAUGGCUUUCCUGCGAUCAUUGCCAGAGCAAGAAAACAUUAUCUUUCAAGAGACAGCCGUGCUUGCUUGGGGUCAGAUUGCCAGAAUCGUGAAAGACGACGAGCUCAACAUCGUCCUCCUUGCCUUGAUCGGGUAUCUCGGACAUAGUAACCCUAUCAUCUCAGGGGCGGCUUUCAGUGAGAUCCCUAGAAUCGCAAAAGCAGCCGACCUGACUGUCGAAAAACUUCUAAGCUCUUUCUGGAGCAGCGUCGCUACGGCAGCUGUCACAGAUCUUCUCGUUAAGCCACAAACGGCCCAACUCAUAGCUGACUUGCUUGGCAUAUCAGUCGCUCAGUUUCUGGUGCUUACUCAAUCGUAUACUCUUCCCUUCCUGGUCUUGAACCAAAAAUUCGACGUUAUAAAGAAAAUCAGCGAGGCUCGACUAGACGGUGAUAACUAUGCUGUUUGUUUGGAUCCAUCAAACCUAGCCCCAAUCCUGGCGCUUCUCCUUGUUCAAAAUGUGCCAGAUCUCGACUCUUACAUCAUGGGGUUGCUACGACGCGUUUCGAGCGAGUUCAAAGGCCUCGACUUGGGAGACUUGACUACAGUAGAGCCCAUGUAUCAGGCCUUGUAUUUGCUCAAGGCUGCUGGCCAAGCUGACGAGAGUCAAAAGUCCAGAAUUCGAUUUGCAUUGCAAUUUUUAGCAACUCGGGGAAGCGAGAAUCAAGGCUCGAAGAAAAACAGCGUCACGGGGAUUUUCUUGAAGCAGCAUCUACUGGGAAUUGUCGCUCGCAUUGUCGACGUUAUUAGCGCCGCCAAAGAUGAGCAGAUGAUGACCGAGAAGGAGCGGUCUGUCAAAGCGAUCGAGGAGCUAGUGAAGCUGGCACAAAAACACGCAAGGACUGCACGACCUCAGCUAUGUGCCUGCCUUCAAGUAGCAUUUGAGCAUCCUGAACUGCAAGCCUGCGCUUUUUCGGCCUGGGAAUCAAUGCUUAGGUAUCUAGGAGACGAUGAUGUCGAGACAAUGCUUGAGAGCACAUUUUCGCUCAUUAUCCAGCAUUGGAAGACCUUCAACACGGAAACUCGGGCACGUGCCGAAGCGACGCUACAGUAUCUCAACGAGUCUCGGGGUCGCCUUAUCCGCAAUAUGAUUUUUAACCUUCCGUCACUAUCUGGUAUUAAGGAGCUGGCGGACGUAGAACGCAAAAUCAGCAGGCAGAGAACACCGACGGAUGUCAGCAACGGCUUUUUGAUCUUCAAACGCAGGCUCGGGCAUGAAGAUCCUGGAGUAGUCGCGCAGACACUUGUCGAGCUGAAAGCCUAUCUUCGACUGAAUCAAUCAUUUCUCCAGACUUCAGCAGUCAGUGAGCAACCCGACCUCGUGGUCGGGCAGCUCGUGCGUUCUAUAUUGGACACUUGUGUCAAAUACAAUGAAUGGCAGAAUGACAUUGCUGUACUUUCCGCUGAAUGUCUUGGUCUCAUCGGAUGCCUAGACCCUAACAGGGUUGAAUCGGUGCGAGAACGCCGAGAAAUGGUCGUGGUCAGCAACUUUCGCGAUCAAAAUGAAGCGACAGAUUUCGUCCUUUACAUCUUGCAGGAGGUCAUUGUGCCCGCGUUCCUGUCGGCUAAAGAUCCGUCUCUUCAGGGUUUCUUUUCGUAUGUGAUGCAGGAGCUUCUCGAGAAAUGCAAUUUUAAAGAUGUUGUCGGCGACAUCUUGAGGACUGGGGAAAAAAAGAGCACCGAACCGCUCUACCGAAAAUGGGUGGCUUUGCCGGUACGGAUUCAAGAGAUCCUAACGCCUUUCCUUACCUCAAAGUACAGCCUGGCGCCGAUGGAGAUGCCAAAGUAUGAGUACCCAAUAUUCAGACCCGAUGCAAUGCCUCCUCAGAAGCUUUAUAACGCCUGGCUCCGAGGAUUCACGCUGGAUCUGUUGCAAAAGCCAUUUCAUUUAUGCACUCAACUUAUUUUUCCUCCUCUGUGCCGAGCCAUCAGGAUAAAAGACGUGUCGGUCGCCAGCUUCAUACUUCCCUAUUUGGUUCUUCAUGCGAUUAUUGACGGUACAGACAAGAAUCGAGAAGAUAUUGGGGCGGAGUUGCUCUCCGUACUCGAAUACGAUAUUCCGGCAGAUUCUCCAAUACGAAGAGAAGAUAUGAAGUCGUGCGUUGAGACCGUCUUCCGUAUUCUUGACUAUCUCGCUCGAUGGAUGCAAGAGAAACAGGUUAAGGCAUCCUCUCGCGGCCAAAUUGCACCUGAGGCUGAACACGAAAUUCUGCUGGUCAAGUCGGUCGUCGAAACCAUCCCUCCCGAGCUUAUAUCUCAUCGAGCUAUUCAGUGCGAGUCAUAUUCCAGAGCCUUAUUCUACUGGGAGCAGCAUAUCCGGGAUGUCCGUGGACGAGGACCUAUUAAUCCGGACGUCAACACUGCGCAUUUGCAACGAUUACAAGACAUAUACACGCAGAUAGACGAGCCUGAUGGGAUUGAAGGCAUAUCUGCACACCUGCAUGUCUUGGACAUCGAUCAGCAAAUCCUCGGCCACCGAAAAGCCGGUCGGUGGACAGCAGCUCAGAGUUGGUAUGAGAUUCAGCUGGCAGAAACACCCGAAGAUGUUGACGUUCAAUUGAAUCUUCUGACAUGUUUGAAAGAGUUGGGGCAGCAUGAUGUUCUCCUAAACUACGUGGAAGGGAUGCAUAACGCCUCGCAGACCGUCUCAAAGCUGCUUCCAUUCGCAGCUGAGGCUUCUUGGGCAACGGGAAGGUGGGCUACACUUGCCAAAUACUCGUCUUUAGCACCACCUGGUAUCACUGAGGACUUCAAUGUCAACGUGGGCCGAGCGCUCUUGGCUUUGCAUGCGAAAAACACGGAUCUUUUCAAGUCAAGGGUUGCUGCGCUCCGGGAGAAGAUAGCGCGUUCCGUGUCAAACGCAACCACUUCUUCUCUAGGUACCAGCCAUGAUACAAUCCUCAAAUUCCAUGUGCUUACCGAGCUGGAAAUGAUUGCCGGUGCCGAUAAUAAUGUUGCCGCCCCUGACAUAUUAGAGUCUUUGAAUCGAAGACUCGAGGUCAUUGGAGCUUUUCUCAAUGACAAACAAUACUUACUGGGGAUCAGGAGAGCUGCAAUGCAACUCUCCGGCUUGGAAUUUAGUAAGGGUGAUAUUGCAGCAGCAUGGCUUACCAGUGCUCGACUGGCUCGCAAAGGGAAUGCCAUGCACCAGUCCUUCAAUGCUGUUCUCCACGCAUCCCAGCUUGGUGAUCAAUCAGCUAUGAUUGAGCAUGCAAAACUACUAUGGAAGGAGGGCCAUCAUCGUAAAGCUAUCCAGAAUUUGCAAGGAGCCAUCCAGAAUAACGCGUUCUUUUCCCACAACAAAACAUAUCAAGCUACAAGCUUCACUACCGAUAGUGAUAAGCCAAACCAACAAAAUCUUCUCACUGCGAGAGCACACCUUCUGUACGCAAAAUGGCUGGAUAGUGCAGGACAGACACAAUCGUCCACACUAAGAGUCCAGUAUCAGCUCGCUGCCAAAACCCAUUCGGCAUGGGAGAAGGGUCACUACUAUCUCGGGAGGCACUACAACAAAUUGUUGGAGUCGGAAAAGGCUCUCCCUCCUGAUCGUCAAAACGAUACUCUCCUUACAGGGGAAACAGCGAAACUAGUCAUCGAGAACUACCUACGUGCCCUUACAUACGGAACGAAGUAUCUGUACCAAACCCUUCCGCGAAUUUUGACACUUUGGCUGGAUCUUGGGUCACAGGUUCAGACGCCGGUUAAGCAUGGCACAAAAGAGUAUGCUGCAAAGAUCAACGAGCUACGUAAAGGCCAUCUCGAUGGAAUCCACCUGCGCUUCAACAAGUACAUCACCAGAACACCAGCGUAUAUGUUUUACACGGCGUUACCACAGAUCGUCGCUCGUAUCGCUCAUUCGAACAACGAAGUAUACAAGUACUUGCAAACUAUGAUUCAUAAGGUCGUAUCUACAUACCCGCAACAAGCCCUAUGGACUUUACUCGCAGUCUGUACGUCCACUCAGUCGGAUCGUAGAACUCGCGGAGGGAGUAUCUUACAAAAUUUGAGAUCAGCGAAGAAACCCGAUUCCAACAUAGAUAUCAGGGCACUGAUUAAGAACGGCGAGAAACUCACGGAGCAACUUCUCCUAGCAUGCAACUCCGGGGACUUUCAAGGGAACCGGACUACAACUGCAAGCUUGACGAAAGACCUGGGAUUCAUUUCGAAGCAUUGCUUACCCAGCCCUCUCGCAGUCCCCGUCGAAAGUGUUUUGACAGCCACACUUCCGACUCUCACUGAUAACAUCAAGACGCACAAGGCGUUCUCUCGUGAUAUUGUUACCAUCGAAUCGUUCCUGGAUGAAGUCUUGGUGCUGAGUUCUCUCCAAAAGCCUCGAAAGCUUACCGCCCGUGGCUCGGACGGCAAGACCUACGGAAUUAUGUGCAAGCCAAAGGAUGAUCUUCGAAAAGAUCAACGUCUUAUGGAGUUCAAUAGUAUGAUCAAUCGAUCACUCAAGCGUGACGCUGAAUCGAGUAGGCGUCAGCUCUAUAUCAAGACUUACGCCGUCACCCCGCUCAACGAAGAGUGCGGUCUUAUCGAAUGGGUGGAUGGUCUCAAGACCCUUCGGGACAUCCUUCUUGGACUCUACAGAGCAAUCGGCGUGGCACCCAACUAUAACGAAAUCGCUCUUUAUUGCGAAGAGGCGACCAAAUCCGAAGACAAGCUACCCUUCUUCACGGAAAAGGUGCUGGGUAUAUUCCCGCCCAUGUUCCACCGCUGGUUCGUAGCACAGUUCCCUGAGCCAUCAGCAUGGUUCGCCGCUCGCCUCCGCUACACCCGCUCCUGCGCUGUGAUGUCAAUGGUCGGUACGAUCCUCGGCUUGGGCGAUCGUCACGGUGAAAACAUUCUCUUCGAAGAGGGCAACGGCGGGACCUUCCAUGUCGACUUCAACUGUCUGUUUGACAAAGGCCUCACGUUCGUCAAGCCCGAACGCGUUCCUUUCCGCUUAACGCACAACAUGGUUGAUGCAAUGGGGAUGUAUGGGUACGAAGGCCCGUUCCGCAAGUCCUCGGAACUGACCCUCAAAUUGCUGCGCCAACAUGAGGAGACGCUGAUGACCAUUCUGGAGUCGUUUGUGUAUGAUCCCACCCUGGACUUGUUGACGAGCAACGUGAAGAAGAGAAAGAAGGACGGCGUGCCGCAGACGGCGCAGGGCGUGCUGGAUAGCAUCCAGCGAAAGGUCAAGGGACUGUUGCCGGGGGAGAGCGUACCGUUGGGGGUGGAGGGACAAGUGGACGAGUUGAUCAAGAUGGCGACGAACCAGACCUAUCUGGCGGGUAUGUAUAUUGGCUGGUGCUCGUUCUUCUAA